Messenger RNA from Thalassophryne amazonica, 1193 nucleotides. It is a transcript of the gene her13, whose product is annotated as hairy-related 13. Gene Ontology annotation, biological process: regulation of neurogenesis; regulation of transcription by RNA polymerase II; anterior/posterior pattern specification. The record is from RefSeq and is a predicted model, not a curated record. Gene Ontology annotation, cellular component: nucleus. Gene Ontology annotation, molecular function: DNA-binding transcription factor activity, RNA polymerase II-specific; protein dimerization activity; RNA polymerase II cis-regulatory region sequence-specific DNA binding. NCBI's taxonomy places the organism in Eukaryota, Metazoa, Chordata, Actinopteri, Batrachoidiformes, Batrachoididae.
AAGCCGCAGACAAAGGGAGUUUGCGUUCAUUGGCUGCGGCCGUGUGCGCUCUGCUGUCCCGCAGCGCGAGCAGCGCGGCCCCUAUUCACAUGUUAAUCAGCGCCUAUAAAUACUAACAACAGACACUCAGCGCCUGCAGCAGCUCUCACUGGGAUUCGACAAUAAACACGGGCACCAUAGACUGUGCGUUUUUUUUUCCUCUUCGCACCGGUUCCGUUUGCCAGCUGCUCCUGAUCGCUGACGCAUCGAGAGGAAAAGCAUCAGCGGGAGAAGCGGCGGCGAUCCACCCAACAUGGCCCCCUCGGCUCGGCCCAGCAAGGACGGACUCGGCUUGGAUGAAGACGAAUCCUGCUACGGGAUCCAGAACUGGACAGAAGGUACAGCAAUCAGGAAGCCUUUGGUGGAGAAGAAGAGGAGAGCGCGCAUCAAUGACAGUUUGCAGGAGCUGCGCUCUUUGCUGGCAGACACAGACCUUCAUUCUAAGAUGGAGAAUGCAGAGGUGUUGGAGAUGACGGUGAAAAAAGUGGAGGACAUCCAGAACCGGACCCAAGAAACAGACACACUCAGCCGAGAGGCCAGCGAAAGGUUUGCAGCUGGAUACAUCCAGUGCAUGCACGAGGUCCACACGUUUGUCUCUAACUGUCCUGGGAUAGAUGCCACAGUGGCAGCAGAGCUCCUCAACCACCUUCUGGAGUGCAUGCCCCUGAACGAGGACCAUCUCCAGGAUGUGCUGAUGGAUUUAAUCACGGACACAACUGGGAGCAAUGGCAGCACCUGGCUUGAAGGUGGCGAGGCACUCUGCAAGACUGUAGCUUCACCUGGAGGUAGGAGUGUGUCUGGUGGUUCAUCUUCAGCCCCCUCACCAGCUCCCUCCGCCAUAUCCAGCGAGGACCUGUGCUCCGACCUGGAUGAGACAGACAGCGAGCACCACCAAAGCUCCACAGAGGGCUCGGAGGGCCGGGAGAACCCGAGCGCUUCCACCACAACCUUCGCUCGGUCCAUGUGGAGACCCUGGUAGAAGACUGGGCUUUAAACAAGAUGUGACACUGGGAUCCAUUCUGGGCCAUAAGAGGAAACUUCGCUCUAAAUGUUUGAACACUUUAAUGUAUCUAAUUAUGUAGCUUGUAUUUCUGUUGUUUGUAUAGGAAGCAUAGAGAACACUUUUCCCCUGACAAAAGCCUCGCUUGACCAAA